This is a messenger RNA of Sitophilus oryzae (rice weevil), 1152 nucleotides long. RefSeq names its product tigger transposable element-derived protein 1-like. Lineage: Eukaryota; Metazoa; Arthropoda; Insecta; Coleoptera; Curculionidae. Gene Ontology annotation, molecular function: DNA binding. The record is from RefSeq and is a predicted model, not a curated record. The transcript has a single exon. Bases 1 to 1152 code for a protein of 383 amino acids. Gene Ontology annotation, cellular component: nucleus.
AUGGAACAUCUUAGUGUGGACGAGGUUGUUAAAAUCAAGCUUGGUCGAGGAACAAUCCUAAACACAGAUUUGGAAAAUAAUUUAGUUCAGUAUAUUCUUGAAAUGGAAGCCAAAUUUUACGGUCUGACACGCAAAGAUAUCCAGCGUAUGGCAUUUUGCCUAGCAGAACAAAAUGGCUUCAAACAUCCUUUUGGAAUUACGCAGGCGGCAGGAAGAGGCUGGUUGGAUCUAUUCCUUCAAAGACAUAAAAAUAUUCUAUAUAUAUCAAUUAGAAAGCCAACAUCUUUCGCGCGAGCCAGAGGGUUUAAUAAACAAUCUGUUCACAAUUUUUUUACGCUUUUAGAGGAAUUGUAUGCAAAAUAUAAAUUCCCAGCUAAUCGUGUUUUCAAUGUGGAUGAGACUGGUUUGACUGUUGUGCAGAAUAAAAUCGCAGAAGUAAUUGGCCGUAAGGGUAAAAAACAAAUUGCCUCAUUAACAUCCAUGGAGAGGGGCUCUUUAAUCACGCUGAUAGCCUGCAUGAGUGCUGGAGGAGAUUUUGUGCCGCCGAUGUUGAUAUUCCCUCGGAAAAACAUGAAUAUUCAACUAAUGAAGGGUACUCCACCGGGGUCCAUUUCUGCCGGUCAUCCUAGUGGGUGGGUUCAAGCUUCAUUAUUUUCCCAAUGGUUUAGACAUUUUAUAAACACGGUAAAACCAUCUCCAACAUCACCUAUGCUCCUAGUUUUGGAUGGACAUUAUAGCCAUACGCGUAAUUUGGACGUUGUCAACAUGGCAAGAGAGAAUAACGUAGUGAUAGUCUCGUUACCCCUCCAAUCAACCCAUAAAUUGCAACCACUGGACAAAACUUUUAUGGGGGCUUUAAAGACUUACUACAGUGAGGAGAUUAGGCAAUGGAUUCGUCACAACCAUCGGGCCUUAUCGCAAUUUGAUAUCGGCGAACUUUUGGGAAAGGCCUAUCUUCAAACACAGACUGGAGAAAUUGCAGUGAAAGGAUUCAGUGCAACAGGAAUUUUCCCGUUGAACCGAAAUAUCUUUUCAGACAUGGACUUUCUGGCUGCCGAAAUUGAAACAGAAAAAGUAAACUGCACUGCUGAAAACGACUUGACUGGCUCGUUGAUCCGUUCAGCCGAAUUGCCUUUAAACAAACAUGAUUAA